This is a messenger RNA of Danio rerio (zebrafish), 2136 nucleotides long. NCBI's taxonomy places the organism in Eukaryota, Metazoa, Chordata, Actinopteri, Cypriniformes, Danionidae. The record is from RefSeq and is a predicted model, not a curated record.
CAGUAAAUAUACAUAUUUAUUCUACAUUAUUACUUUAUUCUCCCUUUUCCCCUUAUCAUUGAUUCAUUUAAAAAUGUUGUUACUUUAAUGUUUGAACUAGCCUUAAUUUACCUGUUUACAAGCUAUUCUGCAUUACAAAUUCUUACAGUUAAAAAAGCUUAAGUGAUGUGGAAUUGAACUUCCAAAUGUACUAGACUAUGCAUUUUAUCUCGAGUUUGUACGAAACCGUUAAAAGGCUAUCCGUAUGGAACAGACAGACACUCAAAAAGAAAAGGAUGUCCUUCAUUAUUUUCUUUUUCGGCACACUUGUAUACAAAAGAGAAAAGAAAACACAGUCUGCAGAUGCUCUGCUAAUAAUGGCUUGUGGCUGUGUGGUAAGACAUGGGAGGAGCUUCAGGAGAAUCAACUUUUUCAGCUUUUGAGGCGUACUCUAUAUUGAUUCCUCUCCAAAAUUGAGAGUGAAGGUAAAUCUGAGCGUCCUCUUCGCAUAAUGAUGCUUUUCAGAAGCAGCAAUGGGUUUCACGAAGCUUUCUGGUGAUUAAGGCUUUUCCUUUUCAGCAAUUUAUGUGCAGGAAAAUGGAUUGUGCGCGCGCGCGCUCGCACCAGCAUGACAAGAAUCGAGUUGAGAGCGCGCGCGACAGACAAAUGACAAUUUCAGUCAUUAUGUUGUUUUUUGUCGCGUUUCUUCCAUAUGCGCUCUCAGCACAUUUGCCUGUCAUAUCCCCCCAGGAUCCAGUACUUCCCAUUGGCUCGAGCUUGACUGCGGUGUGCACUGUGAGUGCCGAGCUGGAAAUAACAGCUAGGUCCUUGUACUGGACACUGAAUGGGAGACGCUUGGCUAGAAACACGUACAGAGUCCUGAGCCAGACCGAAUCGAGUGUCACACUUCAUCAACUCAAUGGCUCCUUGCAGCAGUCAGGAGAUAAUCUGGUUUGCCAUCGAAGUAAUGGAGAAGUGCUGGCCGGGUCCUGUCUUUAUGUCGGCUCAUCCCCUGAGAAACCCAUCAACCUGACAUGCUGGUCACGAAACACCAAAGAUCUGAGCUGCAGAUGGAGUCCGGGAAGUCAAGGAGAGACGUUCAUCAAUACCAAAUACGUCCUCAAGUACAAGCUGAAAUGGUAUGGUAAGGAAAAGGACUGUGAAGACUACACGGGACAGUCGUAUACAUGUUACGUUCCACGUGACCUUGCCAUUUUUACACCAUAUGAAGCCUGGGUUGAGGCGACCAAUCAGCUUGGCUCUGCCACUUCAGAUGUCAUCACCUUGGACAUUUUAGAUGUAGUAACUACAGACCCCCCUCCUGAUGUUCUUGUAAGCCGUGUUGGAGAUCUGGAAGAUCAGUUAAGUGUACGUUGGGGCAGUCCUCCUGCCCUGAAAGACUACCUGUUUCAGGCCAAAUAUCAGAUCCGAUACCGUGUGGAGGAGAGUGACGAAUGGAAGGUAAUAGAUGAUGCUGGGAACCAAACAUCAUGUCGUUUGGCUGGUCUCAGAGCGGGUACAGUGUAUUUCGUCCAGGUACGAUGCAACCCAGUGGGCAUCUACGGUUCGAAGAAGGCAGGUAUAUGGAGCGACUGGAGCCACUCAACUGCCGCAUCAACUCCUGGCAUUGAUAGGUCCCAAAGUGGCUCGUGCGAUUCAAAGCCCAGCGAGAACAACUCAACGCUACGCAAGGAGCUCAAGCAGUUUUUCGGCUGGAUGCGCAAGCACUCUUAUGGCUGCACGGACGUUAGCAUCAAACUGUACGACCAAUGGCGCGUCUGGCUGCAGAAAGCCCAGAAAACACAUGAUCAGGUACUACAAAGCGGUAAAUCAUAGUGAAAACUCCAAAAGAAGACUUGGGAGAGUUUGCGGGGGCCGGCGACGACAUGGGUUUUAUCACUCUCCAGUGCUUGGGACGUUUCAUUGGGAUGAGUCAAGACUCUCUGAUGAAGCGACAUGAUCUACUGUUUGCCUCCUGCCGUAGGGCUCAUCAAAUACGACAAAGGAAGCGCUUUUGUCUCAGGCGCGUUAUUUAUAAGGGCAUUAAAACUUAAAGACUCAAAAUGAGGAGAGAGAAAAUGAGAGAGUGUGAAAUGUUUCAAAAGAGAGUCGACUUUCUAUUUUCAUCCACAAUAAAAAGGAUGUUUUAUUAAAGCU